This is a messenger RNA of Rotaria sp. Silwood1, 351 nucleotides long. The record is from the annotation of a GenBank genome assembly. Lineage: Eukaryota; Metazoa; Rotifera; Eurotatoria; Philodinida; Philodinidae.
AUGCUUCAAUCACGUGGUAUUUCUGAUUUACUUGCUGCUGAAAAAAAAGCUCAAGAACUUAUUGAAGAAGCUCGAAAACGUAAAAAUAAACGUAUAAAAGAUGCUCAAAAUCAAGCUAAAUCUGAAAUAGAAGAAUUUAAAGGUGAACGUGAUCAACGUUAUAAAAGUUUAGAACAACAACAAUUGGGUAAUCGAGCACAAAUGACUGAAGAAUCAAAUAAACAAACUCAAAUACAUAUAGCAUCAUUAAAAACUCAAUAUGAAACAAAUAAAGAUGCUUUACUUGAACGUAUAAUAACACUUGUCUGUGAUAUUAAACCUGAAUCACAUAUCAAUGCUCGUAUUGAAUGA